GUGCAGAGAGGGAAGGAGCUUGGAAUGGUAAUUCACUCCGCGGAGCCAGCAAUAUGAGCGUCUGUGGUACCGUUCGUUGAGAAAACGCCGCGACGUGACAAAAUUCCAUCGUCGUGAAAUCGCGUGCCGUACGUGUCGCGCGACGUUCGCGUGUUCUUCGCGAGUGUGUUAAACAGUGUCGUGUCUGAUUACCGUUCCCCCACCCAGUCACGCAUACGCGCGCGCGCGCACACACACACACACGUGGAUACACGGAUUCUUGGGGUUAGUUCGCCGGAUUCACGGAAGGAUUAUCGCCAGCCGUCGUCGAUCCCAUCGCAUCGCUCGCCGCAACGCCGAGGAAUUGCUUUCGGUGAAGAGAAUUUCUCGACUUAGGCUAAGAUGUCACAUCACAGCGACGACAACAUGCUGAUAGCAACAUCAGAUUCCUUCUGGGAGCCGGGCAACUACAAGCGAACGACGAAGAGGAUCGAGGACGGUCAUAAGCUCUGCGACAGUUUGAUAGCGUUGGUCCAGGAAAGGGCGGAGAUUGAAAAGAGCUACGCCAAGGCGCUCAAGAACUGGUCCAAGAAUUGGAACGACAAGAUCGAGAAAGGACCUGAAUACGGUACGACCGAGGCGGCGUGGAAGGGCGUCCUGGUAGAAUCCGACAGACUUUGCGAUCUUCACCUCAGGGUCAAAGAGAAUCUCUGCAAUGACAUCGUUCAGCAAGUCAAAACGUGGCAGAAGGACACGUACCACAAGUCGAUGAUGACCCUGAAGGAGCGCAAGGAAAUGGAAGAUGCGUUCAAGAAGGCGCAAAAGCCAUGGGCAAAACUCCUACAGAAGGUCGAGAAGGCAAAAUCGGAAUAUCACAACAGCUGUAAGACUGAACGUACCGCGGCGAACAUGGAGAGGAACGCCUCGGCGGACAGUUCUCUCUCGCCGGAUCAGAUGGCCCGAGGCUCUGAAAACGUAAAGAAAAUGCAGGACAGAGUGCAAAAAACGAAAGAGGAAGUGCAAAAGGCAAAGGAGAAGUACGAAGCGGCGCUUCAAGAAAUCAAUCAAUAUAAUCCAAAGUACAUGGAAGACAUGACGCAAGUGUUUGAGAAGUGCCAGGAAAUGGAGGCGCAGCGACUACAAUUUUUCAAAGACGUCCUCUUCGGCAUUCACAAAUGUCUGAACAUAUCGCAAGAUCCAGUGCUUCCACAGAUAUACGAGGAAUUUUAUCAUACGAUAAAUAACGCCGAUCACGAGAAAGAUCUCAAGUGGUGGUCUAAUAAUCAUGGUGUAAAUAUGGCUAUGAAUUGGCCGCAGUUCGAGGACUACACAGAGGAGUUCCGCGAGAUCACGAAGGGCUCGAAGUCGAAGGAGGCGCUCCCAGCAGGCUCCAUCACACUCAUCAAUCAACGCCCGGUCGGCGAGGAUCUGCAUGAAUUUCCACCGGUCAACAACAAAUCAAAAUCGAAGUCCACCGGCCGUGUAAUAUCAGCGGACAACAAUCACGGAGAUAGCAAAACCGACACAAUAAGUUCGAGCAAACAGUCUUCGGAGAAGAACAACGAGAGCGAUAACGUCAAUAGGACUGCAACUAUUACUAACGGUACUAACGCCAAGCAAGAGUCAAACCCAUUCGAAGAGGAGGAAUGGGACGAGGACGGUGGUGAACCACUGGUUGACAAUGGGGAACCAGGGGUUCCUGUGCGAGCGUUAUACGACUACGAAGGAGCUGAAGCGGACGAACUUAGUUUUAAGCAAGGAGAUGUAUUCGAGAAGUUAGAAGACGAAGAUGAACAAGGAUGGUGUAAAGGAAGGAAGGACGGUAAGGUGGGUCUUUAUCCGGCGAACUAUGUAGACUUGGUGUCGCAAUAGAUUCACUAUAUAAAGCCAAAUCCACAAGUUCGUUAGUUACUUAAAUAUGUAACCUUUGCGCGAAGAACAAAAUUUCGUUUCUCUUCGCUGUUGUCUGCGCAAAUUGUAAUUCGUGGAACGCCAAUUUCGCGGCGCAUUAAAAGAGAAAUUAAUGAUGAAUGAAUAUAAAAUAAAAAAAACUGAGUUACAACAUUUUAAAGUUCAAAACUUGAACCUAAAUUGUCUGCAUUUACGAAUUGUAUAAAUAGUGAGAAGUGAUUUUGUUUCGAGAUCUAUCUCCGCAUCAGAGGUAACUAUAGCGGAGUCAAUUUAAAUGAAUAACUUCUUAUGCAAAAAGAUAGCUCCUCACUCUUUAUGAAUGAAAUUUGUUUUUAGAUAGCUAAGUUAAAAUCAAAAUCCUUUAUUAAUUAAUUUCAAUGGAUAAACAUUGAUUACACGCAUGCGGCGCGUAUAGCAAGUUUAGAUAUUGGAAUAUUGUACAAUCAUUUUACGGCUCAUUGUUGCUACUCACAAUUUUUUGGUUAAUGCGACAAGAGUUCUAUUUAAUUUAUUGUUAUUAAAAAAAUACUAUUAAAAUCUAAUGUCUAUCUAAAUGGUGUCAUUGUACAUAAUAGACAUAAGAGUAUAGCAAUACGUGAAGUUAUUAUUACCAUUUUAUAUAUA
This is a messenger RNA of Cataglyphis hispanica, 2514 nucleotides long. RefSeq names its product protein kinase C and casein kinase substrate in neurons protein 1 (gene Synd). Gene Ontology annotation, biological process: cytoskeleton organization; plasma membrane tubulation; regulation of endocytosis. The transcript has 10 exons. Gene Ontology annotation, molecular function: protein binding; phospholipid binding. The coding region runs from base 382 to 1851 and encodes 489 amino acids. NCBI's taxonomy places the organism in Eukaryota, Metazoa, Arthropoda, Insecta, Hymenoptera, Formicidae. Gene Ontology annotation, cellular component: plasma membrane; endosome; cytoplasm. The record is from RefSeq and is a predicted model, not a curated record.